Solanum pennellii is the source of this 1143-nucleotide messenger RNA. RefSeq lists its product as uncharacterized. The transcript has 3 exons. Bases 1 to 1143 code for a protein of 380 amino acids. Lineage: Eukaryota; Viridiplantae; Streptophyta; Magnoliopsida; Solanales; Solanaceae. The record is from RefSeq and is a predicted model, not a curated record.
AUGAAGCUUCCUCCUGGUUUAUUAGUUUCUGAUGUUUCUUCUACAUCAGCUCCUUUGGUCUGUAAAUUACUGAAAUCUUUGUAUGGGCUGCGUCAAGCUUCCAGGCAGUGGUAUGCUAAGUUGUCCCAGGCUUUGCAAUCCAGAGGGUCUACUCACUCCUUCAAUGACUAUUCUCUAUUUACUAAAGGUUCUGGUGACUCUCUUGUAGUAUUGGCUGUCUAUGUUGAUGACAUCGUCCUCACUGGACCUAAUUCAGUUGAAAUUUCUGCCCUGAAACAAUUUCUUCAUCACCAGUUUAAGAUCAAGGAUUUAGGUCUGCUCAACUGCUUUCUCGGUAUUGAAGUUCUUUACACCCCUUCUGGUGUCCUUCUCCAUCAGCCUGUAUGUCCAUUGGAGCUACAUGAGAAACUUCAGGCUGGCAUCGGGGAUUCUCUUCCUAAUCCUGAGGUGUAUAGGUGUCUUAUUCGGAAAUUAAACUUCCUUAAUCAUACUAGACCUGACUUGUCUUUUGCUAUUCAACAUUUGAGUCAAUUUAUGCACUCUCCCUGUGUUCCCCACAUGAAGGCUGCUCUACACAUUUUGAUAUACUUAAAGGGCACGUCUGAUUUUGGCCUCUUUCUCAACAACUCUCAGGAUCUAGCUCUCAAAGUGUUCUGUGACAGUGAUUGGGGGGCUUGUCCUGAUAUUCGCAGAUCUGUUACUGGUUUUUGUUUUCUUCUUGGUGGUAGUUUGAUUAGCUGGAAGUCGAAGAAGCAACCUGUUGUCUCCCUUUCCUCAGCUGAAGCUGAGUAUCGUGCUUUGAGCAAGGCUGUAGCUGAGGUCAGCUGGUUAACUCGUUUAUUAGGUGAUUUCAGCCUUCCUGAUUUGAGUCAUGUUCCUAUUUUUUGCGACAAUCAGGCUGCUAUUCACAUUGCCAAGAACCCUGUCUUUCAUGAACGAACCAAACAUAUCGAAUUGGAUUGUCAUUUUGUCCGCGACAAAUUGGUUGCUGGUUUGGUAUCGUUGCAUCACACUUCUACCGCCUCUCAACUUGCUGAUAUACUUACUAAGAGCUUAACCAGGGCUGCUCACUACUUUCUUCUUGAUUAUGUGAUAAAAGUAAUUGUUAGAGAUACUAAUACUCGUGCACUAGAUGUGGGCUGA